CUCGCUCGCUCCUUCACGCGCUCUACCAAUUACUCUCUGUUCACUGCAGAACCCAACUGCGAUAAACUGGAAAAAGGAGACACAGGAAGCAUCUAAUUCAAUCUUUGGGUUAGGGUUAUCCGUUAUCCGGAUACCGUUAAGCCCGUUCGGGUCUUAGAUCCGAAGAGAAACAAUUAAGAUGGUCGCUGAUUCGCUAUCUUCAGAUUCAAUCACCGAUCUCGAUGAGCAGAUCUCGCAGCUCAUGCAGUGCAAACCACUCUCCGAGACCCAGUUGAUUUCUAUGGUAAUUAUAUUAGGUUCAUCUGUUUUAUUGGGUUGAAGAAGGAGUGCCACGAUAGAAAAAAGAUAAUUGGCACAUUUGGCCAUUGCAAAAUGUGAUGAAAUGAAGGAAUAUCAAUUGUCAGAGCAUUAUGUGACAAGGCUAAGGAGAUACUAAUGCAAGAAAGCAAUGUUCAGCCUGUGAAAAGCCCUGUGACAAUCUGUGGCGAUAUUCAUGGGCAGUUUCAUGAUCUUGCGGAACUUUUUCGAAUUGGAGGGAAGUGUCCAGACACCAAUUACUUAUUUAUGGGCGAUUAUGUGGACCGGGGCUAUUACUCUGUUGAAACUGUGACGCUUUUAGUGGCACUUAAAGUGCGUUAUCCACAACGAAUAACCAUUCUUAGGGGAAACCAUGAAAGCCGCCAGAUUACUCAGGUUUAUGGCUUUUAUGAUGAAUGUUUGCGGAAGUAUGGCAAUGCUACUGUUUGGAAGACCUUCACUGAUUUGUUUGACUAUUUUCCAUUGACUGCCUUGGUUGAGUCGGAAAUAUUUUGUCUGCAUGGGGGAUUGUCCCCAUCAAUAGAAACACUUGACAGUAUAAGAAACUUCGAUCGUGUUCAGGAGGUUCCUCAUGAAGGGGCAAUGUGUGAUCUUUUAUGGUCUGAUCCAGAUGACCGAUGUGGCUGGGGUAUAUCACCUCGUGGUGCCGGAUAUACUUUUGGCCAGGAUAUAUCCGAGCAGUUUAAUCAUACAAACAACUUGAAGUUGAUUGCUAGAGCACAUCAGCUUGUUAUGGAUGGAUUUAAUUGGGCACAUGAACAAAAGGUGGUUACCAUAUUUAGUGCACCUAAUUAUUGUUACCGUUGUGGAAACAUGGCUUCCAUAUUGGAAGUUGAUGACUGUAAGGCUCACACUUUCAUCCAGUUUGAGCCGGCACCUAGGAGGGGAGAGCCUGAUGUGACCCGUAGAACACCUGAUUACUUCCUGUAAAUCAACCUUCUGUUGCACCAGUAUGACCUGCAUAACUGCCACUAUAUUCCUUUCUCAAGCUCUGGUGGUCGAGUAUCCUUGUUGCAGGAAAUACCUAUCGAGUUUAAUAUAUAUAUUUUAUAUAUAUGGAGAGAGAGAGAGAGAGAGAGAGAGAGAGAGAGAACUUUGUGGCAUGCUUUUUCUGGUGGCUAUGGAAGGCAAAAGCAUGCACAAUAGGUCCAGGUUUUAUGCUUUUGUUCUUUGUCAUGUAUUUGAAACCAUGCAAUGGGCUAAAGCUCAAUGGCAGACCAGCAUUAGGUUGUUGUACCUUCAGCGGAAUUGUGGUUAUUCUUGUUUUAUUCACUUGAUUUUUGUCCCAUCCUCUUGGACUUGGUGCCUGUAGGGAGAUAAACAGAUCUGAUACCUAGUGGAUGCUUGUACUUAUUUUUCACAAUGCAAUUUUCAGCAGUGUUGAUUUGAA
Molecule: messenger RNA, 1708 nt
Organism: Manihot esculenta (cassava)
Lineage: Eukaryota; Viridiplantae; Streptophyta; Magnoliopsida; Malpighiales; Euphorbiaceae
Product: serine/threonine-protein phosphatase PP2A-2 catalytic subunit
Exons: 13
Coding region: 436-1248 (270 amino acids)
Biological process (GO): peptidyl-serine dephosphorylation; mitotic cell cycle
Cellular component (GO): cytosol
Molecular function (GO): protein serine/threonine phosphatase activity
Source: RefSeq, a predicted model, not a curated record